AUGGAAAUAGAUGCCAUUAAAAAAGAAAAAUUACAAAUAGAAAGAGAUAAAGCUCAGAAAGAAGCUGAUAUUAAAAUAAGACAAGGCGAUGUUCAGAUGCAACAGAAAGAAUUUGAUGCUAUAACUAAUACAUUACAUCAAUUAGAACAACAGAAGAAAGAAGCUCAAAAACGAUUAGAUGAACUAGAUGAUAAGAAAUCUAAAUUGGAAGGAAAUGUAAAAGAACUAAGAGAGAAAUGUGAUAUGGAACUAGGAGAGGUUACAAAACUUAAAACACAAUUAUCUCAACAAGAAAAAAGGAUUAAGAAUCAAGAGCAAGAAUUAAAUGAUUUAAGAACAGAGUUAAAUAAGUUACGUGAGGAAGAGAGUCAAUUAGAACAGACAGUAGAAUCCAGUAAAACACAAUUAGAAUCACUAGUCAAAUCAAAUAAUGACUUACAAAUACAGACUAAACAGACUAAAGCCCGACUACAGCAUUUACAAGAUCAACAAAGAGCAUUAACUGGUAGUAUUAGUAACUAUACAGCUCAAUUAAACGGAAAUGAUAUAGCCUUAACAACACCUGGUAUAUCUUCUGAUAUUGAUCAACUUAGUUCUAGAGCUACAGUUGGAAGUCCAGUGAGCACUAUAAGUAAUUUCAGUGCCCCCUGCUUAGAUGAUUUUAAAGAAGACCCUUUUAAAGGAAAAGAUCCUUUUAAUAAUUCCUCUGAACAACCUGAUCCUUUUCAAAAUGAAGAUCCCUUUAAAGGAAAUGAUCCAUUUGCAGCUGAUCCAUUUGCAGCUGAAGAUCCAUUCCAAAGUUCAGGAUUUAAUUCUGCUGGUCAGGAUGAUCCUUUUGCCAGUAAUGAUCCAUUUGGUGGUAGUGCUUUUUCUUCUUCACCAAGUAAAAAGAAACCAGAUAAUUUUGAUGCUUUUGGAUCAGGGUUUGGUUCAUCUCCUUCAAAGAAACCUUCUCAUAAAAAGAUGCCACCUCCAAGACCUGCACCUCCAAAAGGUAAAAGCCCAGCAGCUUCACCUUCUAAACCAAAAGUUGAUCCAUUCGGUGGAUUCCCUAAUGAUCCAUUUGCUGGUAAUGAUCCUUUUGCUAGUUCUGGAGGAGGAAAUAAAUCUGAUGCUUUUGCAAAUUUUGCUGAUUUUAGUCCCAGUAAGUUUGAUACUGACGCCUGGUCCAGUCCCUCAAAAUCAGCCACAGCAGUACCACAGACUCUCAAUUUUACAAGUUCCAGUGUAGAACAAGAAGAAACAGACGCAUAGGGACUCCAACUAUAAUUCAUACAUGUCAUCUAUUUAGUUACCAUGUAAUUUAACUCACUUUCAUUGUUUUAGACUUCUAUGUUGUCUUUUUAAAAAACUUUUCACUCAUAAUGUUUCAUUGCUAAAAUCAUUUUAUGGAUCACAAUUUCUUUGGUAUGUUAUGACAAUAUUUUGAAAGCUAUAAUUAUCAGAUUAUUUGUGAUAGGUUACUUUUUACUCUAAUAGUACCCUACAUUGUAUUGAAUGUGAUUGAAAAAUAUGACCCCCUGCUAAUCAAUGCCCAAGUUUGGUAAAGGAUUGGCUAGACAGGACUUGGGAACCUAUAAAUAAGUUUUACAGUUGUGACUAUCUUUCAUUCCUUUGGAUGCUGGCUUCAGAUGAACCAAAAUCUUUAGAUAUUAUUAUACUUUAAUUACUUCUAGUUUUAUUAUUAAAAGUUUAUAGUUAAGAAAUGUAUUAUAAAGAAAGAAAUAAGAUAGGUGCCAUGGUAGAAAAGAAACUUUACAAAUUAUAAUUGUUAUAUAGUUAUUUAUUAUCAACCAUAUUAUAAUACUUGGUAGUCUUACAGUGUAGUCCGGAGAUUAUACGUAUAGAGAAAAUGUUACACAAUAUUUAUAUAAGUUGGUCUGCAUGUUAAAAUGCAAGCUUUUAUCAGGUUUUACAUUAAAAUCAGAUAAGGGGAUAUUACCUUAUUCAACAAAAAAAAAGCAAGAAAUACUGUCAAAUAUCUUGAGUUGCCAAAAAAUCUGCUGUAUUAAAUGCAAAUUCCAAUUUCCAACUAGAAAGGUGUGUAAAUGAAAUAAAUAUUUUGGUCUAGUGAACUCUGAUAUUAAAUGUCACAAAAAACUAUAUCUAGUACCAGUAUCAGGUUAUGUUGGUUUCAGUAGACCAGAGACAAAUCCUUAAGCAAAAGUGAUAUACAUGUAUUUAGUUAAAAUGACUUUCCAAUCAACCAAUCCCAUUUAUAUGUUGAUGUUUAAUGUAAGAAUGACCAAGUUUGUGUAAUGUUAAAUAAAAUAGUGCAAUAU
Lottia gigantea (owl limpet) is the source of this 2282-nucleotide messenger RNA. RefSeq lists its product as hypothetical. Bases 1 to 1254 code for a protein of 417 amino acids. The transcript is spliced from 11 exons. The record is from RefSeq and is a predicted model, not a curated record. NCBI's taxonomy places the organism in Eukaryota, Metazoa, Mollusca, Gastropoda, Lottiidae.